AUGGUUCUCUACUCGGGUGUCGUAGAUCCAUUCCUGGCAGCAGCAGCAGCCAUCUUCCUCGGCAUCAUCGUCACAGUUCUGAGGUCGAAGAGACAACAAAUCCCGCCCGGAACGAUCCUCCCGCCGGGGCCGAAAACGAAGCCCCUCAUUGGCAAUCUCCUUUCCAUCCCGCCGGUUCACUCAUGGCUCGCCUUUCACGAACUCAUCAAGGAGCACGGUCCCAUCGUCAGACUCUCAAUCCCGGGCCAAGAGCACGUCCUCCUCGGAACCGAGACUGCCGCCAACGACCUCCUCCGCCAGCGCGGCAACACCUAUAGUGACCGCCACCAUGCUCCCGCCUCAUCGCAUCUGCUUACUGACGACCAUAUGCUGUUGUUGCUUCCAUACGACGAGCGAUGGCGCAAGUAUCGAAAGUUUCUGCACCAGGUGACCAUGUCGCCUGUCGCACCGCAUUAUGAGACUGAGCAGAGGAUCGAGGCCGUACGGUUAUUGCGCGAUUUGAUCCGCGACCCCCACGACUACGAAGCCCUCUUUGAGCGUUUUAGCGUCGGUAUAGGCAUGAGGUUAAUCUACGGCUUGCGCCUCGAGAGCGGGCAUGAUCGCGACGCCAGGAUGAUUCUGGAUAUUGUUCACGAACUCGAGCGCGCCGGCUCCCCCGGCGCGUAUUUGGUCGACCUUUUCCCGUCACUAAUGUAUAUCCCAGAGUGGCUAGCACCUUGGAAAAAGUACCUUCGGGCACGGAGGCGACGCGACGAAGACUUUUUCCAGGAGCUCAUUGAUCGGAGCAAGGCCCCUUCCUGGGCUCGGGUUUGGAUGGACACCAAAGAGCAAUGGGGACUCACGCGACGUGAAGCCAACUGGAUGCUUGGGUCCGUCUUUCAGGCCGCCGCGACAACAUCAGGCUCUGCUCUCGCGUCAUUCGUGCUUUGCAUGAUGCGGAAUCCCGGUUGGUUCGAGAAGCUGCAGAAAGAAGUCGACUCGGCCGUUGGGUCUGAUAGAUUGCCGACUUUCACCGAUAUCCCUCAACUCCCUCUUGUCAGAGCAUGUGUCAAGGAGACUUUGAGGUACUACCCAAUCACUGCAGGCGGAUUUCCUCAUCGCCUGACGGAGGACGACACAUACAACGGGUAUUUCCUCAAGAAGGGUACCGUGGUGCACGCAGUGCAGUGGGCCAUCCAGCGGGACCCGGAGCUCUACCCGGAUCCCGAAACUUUCAAUCCAGACCGCUGGCUGCAUCCAUCAUUUCCCACUUACAAAGAGCCUCUUACGGUCUAUCCAAAUUUGCAGAACUUCUCUGCCUUUGGCCACGGUCGACGUAUAUGCCAGGGAAUUAAUAUUGCCGAGAGGAGUCUAAACCUCAAGAUUGCGUUGCUGGCUUGGGGGUGUAACAUUAAUAGGGCCAAGGAUGGCGACGGCAAUGAGAUCAUACCGCCUCUUUAUAACUUUGUUGAAGGGUUCAACGUCCAGCCUAAGAAAUUCGAUUUUGAUCUCAAGCCAAGAAGUCUGGAGCGGGCGGAGUUGAUAGAGAAGGCUUAUGAGCAAUCACUAAAGGAAGACCCCCUGCUUCGGUAG
Molecule: messenger RNA, 1572 nt
Organism: Colletotrichum truncatum
Lineage: Eukaryota; Fungi; Ascomycota; Sordariomycetes; Glomerellales; Glomerellaceae
Product: cytochrome p450
Molecular function (GO): iron ion binding; heme binding; oxidoreductase activity, acting on paired donors, with incorporation or reduction of molecular oxygen
Source: RefSeq, a predicted model, not a curated record